CUGCCCUCCCGCCUCCAGCUCAGUCAUGGGCUCGCGCAGCUCCCACGCCGCAGUCAUUCCCGACGUGGACAGCAUUCGGCGAGAGACCGGCUGUGAGUGCGCCCGCGCCGGCGGCUGCCGAGGGGACGGGUCGAACCCAGGCGUCCGGGGCUGGGGAUCCGAGGAGGUUUAACACCGCGUAGAGGUCCCCAGGGAAGGGGUUGGGUUGAGGGAUGGACGAACUUAUUAGUCCAGGGUCCGGGGCUCCCCAGAGCUGGAAGACCAAGACCCCAGCGCCUGGGAUCGCUGGGCUCGGGGCGGGUUAACCAAGGGGUCCCAGUCUCCAAGUUUGGGGAGGAUCCACGUUCACGGGGUUGGAGUCCAGACGAAUCCAGGCCACCCAGGUGUCCUCGAGCCCGGAUCGAGGCUGAAGACAGAGCUGACAACAGAUGGAAGGGAUAGCUUCGGUACUUUGGAUUUCGGGAGGUUGCGAGCCACCUGAGUCUCGAAACUGGAUCUUUGCGGGGUCGUGUCACUCUCCCUCCACCCCGGCCAACUCCACCCUCCGGGAUGAUUGCCCCUUCCAGCCGCCCCCCGCUGUCCCCGGCCCAUCUUCCCGGCCCAUUGGGGCGGGUUUCUGGAGCGCGCCCCGCUGCGUCACCCCCCACCCCAUUCCCUCCCGCAGUCUCCCAAGCCAGCCUCGUCCGCCUGCACCACCGGUUCCAGGCACUGGACAGGAACAAGAAGGGCUACCUGAGCCGCAUGGAUCUCCAGCAGAUAGGGGCGCUGGCGGUGAACCCCCUGGGAGACCGCAUUAUAGAAAGCUUCUUUCCCAAUGGGAGCCAGCGAGUGGAUUUCCCGGGCUUUGUCAGGGUCCUGGCUCAUUUUCGCCCUGUAGAAGAUGAGGACACAGACCAAGACCCCAAGAAACCUGAACCUCUCAACAGCAGAAGGAACAAACUUCACUAUGCAUUUCAGCUCUAUGACCUGGAUCGCGAUGGGAAGAUCUCCAGGCAUGAGAUGCUGCAGGUUCUCCGCCUGAUGGUCGGGGUACAGGUGACCGAAGAGCAGCUGGAGAACAUUGCUGACCGCACGGUGCAGGAGGCUGAUGAAGAUGGGGAUGGGGCUGUGUCCUUCCUGGAGUUCACCAAGUCCCUAGAGAAGAUGGACGUUGAGCAAAAAAUGAGCAUCCGGAUCCUGAAGUGACUCUGUUUGUGCCUUGGGCUUGCUCCUGCAACCAGUAUCUGCUUGGAAUUCAUCCAAAGCCUCUGUGGACGCAGGGCACCUAUCAACUGUAUUCUUAGUUCUAACUCUAUUUAGGACCAAAGAAAGAAAGCUGGAAGGAUGUGUGCUAAAGUCUAGCUCAGCAGUCCCCAACCUUUUUGGCAUCAGGGACAAUUUUUCCAUGGAUGGGUGACGGGGGAUGGUUUUGGGAUGGUUCAAGUGCAUCACAUUUAUUGUGCACUUUAUUUCUAUUAUGAUUGCAUUAUAACAUAUAAUGAAAUUAUUAUACAACUCACCAUCAUGUAGAAUCAGCAGGAGCCCUGAGCUUGUUUUUCUGCAGCUAGAUGGUCCCAUAUUGGAGUGAUGGGAGACAAUGACAGAUCAUCAGGCAUUAGAUUCUCCUAAGGAGCGUGCAACCUAGAUCCCUCACAUGCACAGUUCGCAAUAGGGGUUGGGCUUCUGUGAGAAUCGAAUGUGGCUGCUGAUCUGACAGGAGGCAGAGCUCAGGCAGUAAUGUGAGCAAUGGGGAGUGGCAGUAAAUACUGAUGAAGCUUCAGCUCACCUGCUACUCACCACCUGUGGGGCGUCCUGGUUCCUAACAGGCCACAGACCAGAUGCCUCAUUUGGUCUCAGAGCUGUGAAUCGGCAAGCAAUCUUUUGGUUGAGAAUCACUGAAAACCCAACUCAAAGUGACUUAAGUCAGAAAGUUUUAUGAGCUCAUGUAAUUAAAAAGUCUGUAAGUAUCUGUCUUUAGUCACAGCUGGAUCCAAAGGCACAAAUGAUGUCAUCAGGCCCCAGUUAUUCUCCAUCUUCUGGCUUAGCUUUUCCUCUCUGUAAGCUUCAUUUUCAGAAAGGCUCCUUCCCAGUGGUGGAGAUGGCCACCAUCAGCCCCAGGCUUCUACCUUGCUAACCUAGUAACGCAGGGGGAAGAGAUUUACUUAUUCCAAUAAUUCUAAGUGGAGAGUAUCAUUGACCCUUUUGGGGUCUCAUCCCUACUUCUAGGGGAAUGGAAUACUCUGAUUGGCCAGGUCUGUGUCAUAUGCUAAUUCCUAGAGCCAGGGGAAUUCAGGAUGGAGUGAAAGGUGGUUGCUUAAAGGAAAGUUAAAUGCAGUUAGCAGAAGGGGAAAUGAAUGGUCUGCUCUGCUCGGGCAAAACAAGAGAUGCCCAUUAUUGUGAGGGACCCUUGAAGUCUGGCCUCUUAAGUGGGUUUUUGCUGAUUUCCUGGGUGCAUGCUAGGGUGAUGGGGCUUGAUGAGGUAGUGGAGAGAUGAUGUAAAAAUAAUAAACAAUACAUGCCUUCCUAGAGUGUGAAUGCAUUUGAAGAUUCUAAGAGUAAGCUUAUUUUCAUGUUAAGAUGUUCAAACAUUGAUGUAAGACAGAAUGGAGUAGGAAAUCCCCUAAACUGUGAAACUCUGCGUCUGCAGUAGAGUGCCCCCGAUCCCACCCCAGCUCGGGAGGGGAGGCUUUUGUCAUGCAGGUGAGGGGCUGCAGGCUGGCUGCUGGGCAGAGCCUGCUAAACGCCACCCUCUGGAUGUCAAGUCUGACAGGUGCCUGUGGAUUUGCUCUAGAGGGUCCUGAUGAGGAGCGCCUCUUCUGUGAGCAGCAGUUGACAAUUUUUACCAUCUUCAUUAUUGUUGCUGUUCGGUAUCUAUGUCCUGUGCUGUUACUCAUUGUCUGUCUAUAAAAAGACACAUUUAAAAUUUAUACGUUUGAAUUCAUAAAGGAAAUUGUAUCUCA
Molecule: messenger RNA, 2939 nt
Organism: Sapajus apella (tufted capuchin)
Lineage: Eukaryota; Metazoa; Chordata; Mammalia; Primates; Cebidae
Gene: CHP2
Product: calcineurin like EF-hand protein 2
Exons: 6
Coding region: 550-1185 (211 amino acids)
Molecular function (GO): calcium ion binding
Source: RefSeq, a predicted model, not a curated record